GCGGCGCGUGUGCUGUACCACGAAAUUCGCGGAAAGGGAAAGGAGUCUUUAGAGCGAGUGGCAGAAAGAACGACCAGCAACAGACAGAGCAAGAGCAGCAACGACAAGACAGCUCGACAACUAUAAAUCCACCCAACCUUCCUCCAACCACCACCCUUUCCUCUCUUCGCCUCCUUCAACUCUCCCUUUUCAACACCCCCUCGACCCCUUCCUCUUAACACCACCAUCGCCAUCACCAGCAACCUCUUCCGCAAUCCACAUUCUUUACACCCCCUAACGAAGAGUAAAAAAAGACUCCUGCUCUCGACCUCUCACAAUGUCUCUCGAGGACGAACUCCUAGCGCUUGCCGGCGACUCGGAUGAAGAAGAUGACGACGUCAAGUCGGAAUCUUCCCCGCCACCAGCGAGACAACCCACACCCGCGCCGACUGCCGCCACGCCUUCGUCACCGAAAAAGAGAUCGCGGGCCCCGGCGCGACAGAGCCGGAAAAAGCAGCGCCGCAACGACGACAGUGACGAUGAUGAUGCCAAGGAUGAAGGUAGCGAAACUCUCUCCGACGAGGAGUCCGACGCCGCUUCCUCCGACAACGAACGCGAGACUCCCAUGGACAUGGGCUCCGAAUCCGGUUCCGACGAAGAUGAAGACGGUGAACCUCCGCUGUAUCCCCUCGAGGGAAAAUACAAAGACCAUGCCGACAAGGAGCGCCUGCGAGCUAUGACCGAGAUCGACCGAGAAGCUGUCCUCGCCGAGCGCAUGGCCCAGAUUGAACGCGAACAGCAGGACCGACACUUACGCAACCUGUUGAAAUCUCGCAACGCGGCCGAUCGUGCCAAAGGUGCUGCUGCAGCCGCUGCCUCGAUCCGGAAGUCGUUGCGAACUAAGAGUGCACCGAAGCAGACCCAGGAGACGACGAAACGCGGAAAGCUUGACGAGUUGCGGAGGAACAGGGAGGAGCGUAAGGCGACCGGACGGAGGAACUCCUUCGGUGAUGAGGAUGCGAGCAAGAAGUUGUUGUCGGACGGAGAGGAGGACUUUACUCCAGAGGCCCCCGCCAAAGAGGAACGCCCCAUUGAGCUUUCCGACAUCAACCAGUGCAGGAUUGGCCGCACAUCACUGUCCAAGCACCUGGAUUACCCCAAUUUCUUUGAUGUGGUCACCGAUGUCUUUGUUCGCGUCACCAUGUUCGACAAGGAAUCAAAUCGAAAUGUAUACAGGAUGGCGCAGAUAAAAGGUUUCCGGACUGGCAAGCCAUACAGCAUGCUUGAUGGUGCGCGGAAGACAGAUCAAUACCUCUGUGUCAUUCACGGCAAGUCGGAGCGUGAAUUCCCCAUGGACAUGAUGUCGGAUUCCAGGUUUACCGAGGGCGAGUUCAACCGGUUCAAGAACCAGCUCGAGAUCGACAAAGUAUCACUGCCGACCCUCACCUACGUGCGCAACAAGAUGAAGGCACUCCACAAUCUCACCACUCGUUCGCUCACCACCAGCGAGCUCGAUGCCAUGCUCGCAAAGCGUAACGCCGGCAAGCACGAUUAUGUCAUCAACAUCACCAAACGUCGCUACCUGAUGGAUAUGCGCGACAAGGCCAUACAGGACGACGACGAAGCCGAGGUCAGCCGCCUCGAUCGCGAGCUCCAAGAGCUCGAGGACUUGAAGGCGGGACCCGCGCGCGCCGAAACUCAGAUGCAACGUAUGGCUCGCCUCAACAUCGAGAACCGAAAGCGGAAUAUGGCCGAAGUCAGGCGUGCAGAGAUUGCAGAGAAGAAGGCGGCCAGACAGGCUCUCCUCAGGGCCGAGGCUGAGGGUGGCAGCUUCGCCAACCCUUUCAUGCGCGUCAAGACCACCGUCAAGUUCCGGCACGACAUGAUCCAUGAAGACAAGAAGGAGGAGGUCGUCGUCGGUGCUUCUGCGCCCAAGGAGAACCUGACCCCUCCUAUUGCUGGACAGGGGCUUGUGGGCAGCCUUCCGAUUAGGGGACGUCGUGGCGGCGGUGUCGACGACGUCAUCGCGAGUAUGGACCUGGGCAUUGACAUCGACAUCUGAUUACCCAUACACGGGUUCGCGUAUUGACGAUGUCCAUUCUUGUACUUGUAUCACUUUUAUUUGUGUCGGGAGGGGAGGGGCGUGGGGGGAUAGGCUUAGCAUAGCGAAUGAUUUUCCAUGUGUUCUGGUUUCAAAUGUACCAGUUGUCUUUUUACUUACAUCUUUCGGGUUUAUGGGGUUUUCGGGGGUGUCUUCAAUGGGAUGGCAUACAAAAGAGAGAUAAUGAAUGUCGGAUGGGUUCAUGACUCUGCGUAAUAGUUGGGACAGACAGACAGGCAGUGGGUGCUAUUGUGUAUAUACUUGGGCACCUCCAACACUGACAGACAGGUCAAUCCUGAGUCUGGAUAUCACCCAGUCGUUUGUCGUUCAUCGUUUCUGCUGUUCUCGGGGUGACGUGGGGAUCGUUGGAUAAGCAAUCGAUCGUGUAUGUAUCGUAUCUCUUCAACACGGUAGCCGCUGGGAAUCGUC
Messenger RNA from Tricharina praecox, 2509 nucleotides. RefSeq lists its product as uncharacterized. Gene Ontology annotation, cellular component: Cdc73/Paf1 complex. Lineage: Eukaryota; Fungi; Ascomycota; Pezizomycetes; Pezizales; Pyronemataceae. The coding region runs from base 317 to 2041 and encodes 574 amino acids. The record is from RefSeq and is a predicted model, not a curated record. The transcript has 4 exons. Gene Ontology annotation, molecular function: RNA polymerase II C-terminal domain phosphoserine binding; DNA binding.